GCGGCGGCGGGCGUGGCCGUGCUGCGAGGGGCGAGCAAGAUGGCGGAGGGUGACAACAACAGCGUCUACCAGCUGGCUGCAGAAACAGCUAGCUUGGAAGAGCAGUUGCAAGGAUGGGGAGAAGUGAUCUUGAUGACUGAUAAGGUUCUUCGCUGGGAGAGAGCCUGGUUUCCUCCGGCGCUGAUGAGUGUUGUUUCAUUUUCUUUCCUGAUGAUCUACUACUUGGAUCCAUCCGUUCUCUCAGGUGUCUCCUGCUUUGUAAUGUUCAUCUGUUUGGCUGAUUAUCUUGUUCCUGCUCUUGCACCCAGAAUCUUUGGCUCCAACAAAUGGACUACAGAGCAGCAGCAAAGAUUCCAUGAGAUUUGCAGCAAUUUGGUCAAAUCUCGUCGCCGAAUUGUUGGGUGGUGGAAACGUCUUUUCGCGCUGAAGGAAGAGAAGCCUAAAAUGUACUUCAUGACCAUGCUUUGUUCUCUUGCUGUGGUUGCCUGGAUUGGACAGCAAGUUCACAACCUCUUUCUGACAUAUCUUAUUGUAAGUUUCUUGCUGCUGUUUCCUGGACUGAACCAGCAUGGGAUCAUUACAAAGUAUGUUGGAAUGGCAAAAAGGGAAAUAAACAAACUGCUCAAGCACAAGGAGAAGAAAAAUGAGUGAAGACUUAAGUGCUGUUUGCUCUUGUAGAAGGUUUUCUUGGGAACAGUUUUGUGAAUUAAUGUAUAAUUAAGAUAAUAGAAGUUGUAUUGCUCACUGGCUUACCUUUUUUAUUGGCUCCAAUGAAUUGAAAAUGUCACUCUAGCAUCUGCUAUGGGUUUGUCUCUCUUGUAGGGUUCUGUAUCUGAUUUCAUAUGAAAGAUCUUAACCUUUGACAUGUGGAGCUUAAAUUCUUCACCCAUUUAAGAGGCCUCAUAACUACCCUAUCUCAAAAACUUACUGCAAUUGAUCACAGCAUUUCCAUACCUGUUAGCUUCACCAGUUAAUGGUUUGUGGUUACAGCAAGUACGAAGGCGUUCUGAAAUCUUGCACUUCUGAGCAGCUUGUUACUACUGAGUCUUGUGGAAAGAAGACAAACUGAGUAAGUGAUGGUAUUUGAGCGUGCCUGCCCUCAUGAGGGCAGGAGGUGGUCCUGUUGUCUCACUGAAUGUUUGCUUUCUGUGGCAGCAUAUGCCAGACUGCCUGCUGAACUGGGAUCUGGAGUACAUAGAUUUCUGGUAGAGUUAUUUAGCUGUAGUACAAACUUCAGUUUGUUGCACUGAGACUGUAGAGAGCGAGUUAAGGUGUGUGUGUGACCUUACAGCUGAUUGUUCUAAAAACUGCUGUUAUGGAGCCAUGUAGCACGUUUGGUUUUAUGAAUGUUGUCUGUGUACAAAAUCACUCUGGAUACGCUCGGUCUGUCCGUUGUAAAUAAGGCUGAGUGUUGUGCUUUUCUAUCUCCUCCCCUCUUUUUUUUUUUUUAAAAAAAAAAAAGCUUUUUUUUCUUUGAAAAGCUAAAACCUGUGUUAAUGCAUUUUAAAAGUUUACUGUUUUAAGAUGAAGUCUCCUCAGUGUAUUGUAAUUGUUGAAUAGGUAAAUACAGACUCAUGAGAAACUUC
Molecule: messenger RNA, 1586 nt
Organism: Lagopus leucura (white-tailed ptarmigan)
Lineage: Eukaryota; Metazoa; Chordata; Aves; Galliformes; Phasianidae
Gene: ARL6IP1
Product: ADP ribosylation factor like GTPase 6 interacting protein 1
Exons: 6
Coding region: 40-651 (203 amino acids)
Source: RefSeq, a predicted model, not a curated record